AUGGCGGACGACCAGGAGAGGCGUCAGCUAGUGCUUCGACGUACGGCACUUCUUGCUUCACUCAGAAGAGCAGGAAUAUUUAUGGCGGAAUACCAGGAGGAACGGGACAGGCUCGAGGUGGCGCUGCGGAUCGAAAACCUGGACGUAAUCCGGCAGGAUCUUGAGGACAUCCAAUCGGUUCUUGAAGGCAUCGAGGAAACAAAUGAAGGUAUAACCCUAAACACCCAAAUUCGCUCUGCAUUUGAAGGUCUUAAGGGUCUCAAACUUCCGACGAUCACGUUGCCUGAAUUCAACGGGGAUUUCAAAGAGUGGUUGGCGUUCCACGACACAUUCCUAGCGUUGAUCCAUUUGAAUCAGGAUGUUCCGGAGAUCCAGAAAUUCCACUACCUCAAGUCAGCGGUAACGGGUGAAGCCGCUCAAAUAAUCGAGUCGUUCGCGAUCAGUGCCACUAAUUAUUCUUUAGCUUGGCAGGCAUUGGUCGGAAGGUAUGCGAACGAGUAUCUCCUGAAGAAACGGCAUCUACAGGCGAUGCUGGAAAUCCAAUGGAUAAAAAAGGAAACUACCGCUUCAUUGCAUGGGAUUGUCGACGAGUUCGAGCGGCAUACCAAAAUCCUGCGGCAGCUUGGAGAGCCAGUGGACGGCUGGAGCACAAUACUGGAACAUUUGCUGUGCGUUCGCAUUCCUGAUGAUACUCUCAAGGCGUGGGAGGAUCAUGCAUCGACAAUAGAGAAGCCAAGUUAUGAAGCCCUUAUUGAGUUCCUGCAUCGACGCAUCCGUGUUCUGGAAUCAAUUUCGGUGAAUCACGUUCAACCUCCACCGCAGUACGUCACGUCCUCUCACGUUUCGGCAACUCGCAAGUCCACCCAGAUGAAACCGUCGCCCAGUACAGCAGUCGACACUCCAGGAAAGUGCUAUGCUUGUGAACAGCUCCACCCAUUGGUAAAGUGCACAAAAUUCGAGAAAAUGAAUGCAAUAGAUCGCCUUGCCCUGAUCAAUGCAAAUCGAUUCUGUAAACGACGUCAUCAUUCCCUCCUCCAUGCAGGCUUCGGAGACAGUGCAGGUCCCCCUCGCUCCGACCAAGCUUCAUCCUCUACUGGCAACUUUACACGAGCGUCGACUAAUGUGAGUGUAGCUUCGGCAGGUGAUGAGUCAUCUUCUCCCAUGUUAUCUGCAGCCACUUCCAUCCAACCGAGAGAAAUCAACUGCAGUCUGCCACUGCAAGGAACCGGGAAGAACGUGUUUAUGCUCACAGCGGUCAUCGAUCGCUAUGGUAAGGAGCAUUUCGCACGUGCGCUUUUGGACUGCGCAUCUCAACCAAAUCUGAUUACCGAGAAGAUGGUCCAGCUGCUACGACUGAAGCGAAGCAAAUCGAAUGUUAUCGUUCAAGGAAUCGGUGAGCAAUCGCAAAACGCCAGAGAAUCAGUUCACGUCCAGAUCCGGUCCCGAAAGCAGGAUUUUUCGAUGAAUGUUGAGUUUUUAAUACUUCAAAAAGUAACCCCCGAUCUACCCGUCCACGAUAUUCCAGUGGACUACUGGAAGCUUCCUUCAAAUCUGUUCCUGGCGGAUCCCCAAUUCCAUAAACGUACGCCAAUUGACAUGAUCCUAGGAAUCGAGCAUUUCUUCUCAUUCUUUCCAACGGCAAACAGGAUUCAACUACCUAAAUCUCUUCCGAUGCUUGUCGAUAGUGUUUUCGGAUGGUUAAUUUCCGGCUCAGCUGAUAAGGUUCCUUCAGCUAAACAGAAUCCUCCCUGUAGCAUCGUAGCUGUUUCCCUAUUCACGCUUGAAGAGAGCGUCGAACAGUUUUGGAAGGUUGAAGAGCUACAAGCCCGGUCUGCCUAUUCGUUGGAAGAAAGGCGAUGCGAAGAAUCAUUUUCAUCUACCACAACGAGAACAACAGAUGGACGAUACAUGGUACGUUUACCCCGCCAACCCAACUUCAACGAGCUGAUUGGAGAUUCCAGACCUAUGGCACUCCGUCGGUUUCUCCUCCUGGAAAAACGACUUGCACGAAAUCCUGAACUGAAGAAUGAAUACCACAAGUUUAUGGAAGAAUACCUCUCCCUUGGACACAUGCAGCGUGUUCGAGAAGACGACGGACAGUAUUCCCAAGCAUACUACCUCCCGCAUCACCCGGUAGUGAAGGAAGUCAGCACAAUGACGAAAGUACGUGUGGUUUUCGACGCGUCGGCCAAGACCUCUACAGGCUCAUCUCUCAACGAAGCUCUACUAGUAGGUCCUGUGGUGCAGGAUGAUCUCCUAUUGACCAUUCUUCGGUUCCGGAUAUUUCCCGUGGCGUUGGUGAGUGAUAUCGCCAAAAUGUACCGGCAAGUUUUGCUCCAUCCCGACGAUACACCUUACCAGAGAAUUCUGUGGCGAUCCGACCCGGCCGAUCCAAUCCAAUGCUAUGAGUUGUUGACUGUUACGUAUGGCCUGAGCCCAUCAUCCUUUCUAGCCACACGCACGUUGCAACAGCUGGCUAACGAUGAAGGCGAUUCCUAUCCGCUGGCCGGACCCGCUGUUCGGAAGAGUUUCUACAUAGAUGACUUCAUCGGAGGAGCACAGUCCAUCACAGAAGCAAUCCAGUUAAGGACAGAACUCAGUGAACUCCUGGCGAAAGGCGGUUUUCCACUUCGAAAAUGGACAUCUAAUCAGCUACCAGUGCUGGCAGGUCUGUCACCCGAUGAAAUUGGUACCCAAUCAUCAAUUCAGUUUGACAAGCACGAGACGGUGAAAACACUAGGAAUUUCCUGGGAACCUGAGCCUGAUAUCCUUCGCUUCGACUCCGAGAUUCGCCAACACAAGCAUGCACCAACGAAACGAUCGAUCCUUUCGGCAAUCUCUCAACUGUUCGACCCAUUGGGGUUAAUAUCGCCGAUUGUCAUCAAGGGUAAGAUGCUAAUGCAACGUUUGUGGCUGCUACCAUGUGCUUGGGACGACGAGGUACCCAAUCAUAUAGCGACGUCCUGGGAGAAAUAUGCAGCACAACUUCCAAAGGUGGCAAAUUUCCGCAUCAGCCGUUACGCCCUACUACCAAACUCCACCAUCCAGCUUCAUACGUUUUCCGAUGCAUCGGAAUCGGCGUACGGUGCGUGUACGUAUGCCAGAUGUGUCGACUCCUCGGGACAGAUUCGUGUUCAACUGCUUGCUUCCAAAUCCCGAGUCGCGCCUUUGAAGAAAAUUACACUACCUCGCCUAGAACUGUGUGCUGCAGACAUUGCAGCCAAAUUACACACCCGGAUCGUCGAGGCGCUCCAAACUCCCAUCGCUGGUUCGUAUUUUUGGUCCGACUCCACCGUAACCCUGCAAUGGCUGCGAGCACCUCCUAAUACCUGGAAAACGUUUGUGGCGAACCGAGUAUCGGAGAUACAAAGCUCUACGCAUGGAGCCUUUUGGAACCACGUAGCCGGAACAGAAAAUCCCGCAGACCUAAUAUCACGCGGCAUGCACGUCGACGACUUUCUGGUCAGCAAAUUGUGGAAGGGAGGUCCCAAUUGGCUGUCGAAUCCAAGAACGAAAUGGCCAGUCUUAAAAUUUACCGAAUACCCAGAAGACGGGAAGGAACGCAGAAAGCUGAUUACAGCCGUCACAAGGACUCAAGUGAUAUGCAGUACCAUCAAUCCGAUCUUUGCCAGAUUUUCAUCCUACGAACGUUUGCUUCGAUCUACAGCCUACAUCCUUCGAUUCAUCGCCAAUGCUCGCUGUAAAGCGCGCACGCAACCGCUCCCCCUUACUGGUCCGAUUCCCAGUAUCUCGCUUAAUGUGAAGCACCUGAACAACGCAGAACAAAAACUGACGCAGCUGGCUCAAGCAGAUGCAUUCGACGAGGAGAUCCAAAAUUUGCAGCAUAACAAGGCCGUCGGAAAGCGUUCUGCAAUCCGUCUACUGACUCCGUUUCUAGACCCUGAGGGAACCAUACGUAUUGGUCAACUUCCCUUGCAUCGAGUAGCUGCCAGUCGACCGUUUGCCAUUUCUGGUGUGGAUUAUGCAGGACCAGUCUACUUGAAGCCGGUACACAAGCGAGCUGCUGCAACUAAGGCUUACAUCAGCAUCUUCGUCUGCUUCUGCACCAAGGCGGUGCACAUCGAGUUGGUGAGUGACCUGUCGACGCAAGGCUUCCUGUCGGCACUUCGUCGUUUCAUCGCUCGUCGUGGACUACCGAGUGACUUGUACUCUGACAACGGAAAGAACUUAGAAGGCGCCGCCAACGAACUGGAUGAAGUCUACCGAAUGUUGCAAGAUGAGUCGCAGAUGCGACAAAUUACGUCUGAUCGAGCCUGUGAACGAUUGUGGGAGGCGGCGGUCAAGGUGGCCAAACAUCAACUGUACCGACAGCUCGGCAAUUCAAAGCUGUCUUUCGAGGAUCUAACCACCCUGCUAACGCAGAUCGAAGCGAGCAUGAACUCGCGCCCUAUCGUACCACUGAGUGAGAACCCGAAUGACAUCGCUGCGCUAACUCCUGCGCACUUCCUAAUCGGUAGCACAAUGCACUCCCUGCCCGAACCAGAGUUGCAUCGAUUGCCACUGAACCGUCUGGACCAUUAUCAACGUCUACAACGAAUCUAUCAGCAGUUCUGGUAUCAUUGGCGGACAGAAUACCUUCAAGAGCUGCAACGAGACUCUAAGGUUUGUUAUCCCAAUGCAGACAUUCAACCGGGGAGACUCGUAGUGCUGACUGACGAACUUCAAAUGCCGGUGAAGUGGCCAUUGGCUCGAAUAAUUGCCGUUCACCCAGGCAAAGACAAGCUGGUGAGAGUUGCUUCACUGCGCACUAGCCGGGGAGUCAUCGUACGGCCAAUCACCAAAAUCUGCUUGCUUCCGCUGGAAGAACGGGAUGCCGAAUUACCGCACGGAGACGAUCAACCCACAACCCGCCCUGCGGAAUCCCAGGAGGAUCACACCGGAGGAGAACACUAA
This is a messenger RNA of Topomyia yanbarensis, 4914 nucleotides long. RefSeq lists its product as uncharacterized. The transcript has 5 exons. Gene Ontology annotation, molecular function: nucleic acid binding. Bases 1 to 4914 code for a protein of 1637 amino acids. The record is from RefSeq and is a predicted model, not a curated record. NCBI's taxonomy places the organism in Eukaryota, Metazoa, Arthropoda, Insecta, Diptera, Culicidae. Gene Ontology annotation, biological process: DNA integration.